This is a messenger RNA of Carica papaya (papaya), 7826 nucleotides long. The record is from RefSeq and is a predicted model, not a curated record. Lineage: Eukaryota; Viridiplantae; Streptophyta; Magnoliopsida; Brassicales; Caricaceae.
UACUUCACUUGAACCAAACAUCGGGAUCUCCGAUUCAAAAAAUGUUCUCAUCUCCGUCGAAGAAGGAAAACCAGACUUACCGCUUUGUUUUUCCCUUUUCAAUUCUUACUUUCCGGCGAACCAAACAACCAGGUCCUGUUCUGUUCCGUCGUCAUCUUUCUGUGAAUUGAAAGAACAUGAUUGAUCGAGAUCAAUAACAGAGCCUCUCGUUUCUAUUCCAAAUGGACAAAGAGGUGGUACUCCUCUCUCGCCUUGCCGCAAACCACCUAUACUUGGCUCAAUUCGAGCCAUUAAGAGCCACUUUGCUUUCUCUCCGGAAGCGAAGUCCGGACCUUGCGCUUGCUAUUCUACAGACAAUCGUAGCCAGCUCGGGUCGAUUUGAGAACAUCCUCUGGUCAUCAUCAUGCCCAUCGCCGUCUCUCCUCACAUUCUUAUCCACACUCGAGCUCAUACAAUUCAACAACUCUACUUCACCAUGGGGAUACGAUUCCGACACACUGCGCCUACGCGCAGAGUUUCUAUUGUUGGUGCAGCUUUUGAGCGACCGGGUUUCCGGGAUUAUGAGGAAGGGCGUGGAUUUGGAGAGAGUCGAGAGGGAGAAGGAAGGAGAGCUCAUGAGCCAGAGCGGAGGGUUCGAGGAGGAGAAGAACGCAGAGUUGUUGGAGAGGAGGGAAGAGUUGAGGGAUUGGGAGGGGGGCAGUGACCUGGGGGAUUGUUUGAGGAUUUUGGACAGGUUUUUGGAGCUGGGUAUGAGGAGAUUGAAGCCCGAUAUUGACGCUAGUGAUGUUGGCGAUGGGGGUCAGAGGAGGGAGCUUUCAGGGAUUGCUUUGAUUCAGGAAGAGGAAAUGGUGUGUUUGAGAAGAGUGGUUUUAGAGUGUACGGAUCUCUUUGAUGCGUUAUCUUGGAAUAUACAGAGGCAAAUGAGAGGGUGGGAUGGUUGCCAUUCGGGUUUGGCUAUAGCUGUGAGAAGAGACGAGAAUCUUGGUGUGGAUUAUUCAGAGGAGGAGGAUAAGAGGCUCCUUGGCUCGCUGCAGAGGAGUAUUCAGUCAGCCCAUUUGGAUGCUAUGAAAGUCUCUCUCAAGGUGGGAGAUGAACAAGGAGCUAUAGCUCGUAUUCGUUUUCUUCAUCUUGAUUAUGGACUGGAGGAGGCUGAGUAUCGGGUAGUUUUGCACGAUCUCCUUAACGGGAUUAUGUCAAAACGGGAGGGAUAUGGAGCAUCUUGGCAUUUGAUGCAACAAAAGUUGCUGUCAAUUUAUGGGGAGGCUCUUUCAUCAAAUUGCAGAAGUCUUGUUCAGAUGAUCCAGGUUUUACAAGACGAAUUGCUCCUGCAAGGGAUUCAGAUGUCUGUAUCGCUUGACAAUAACAGAAUUCCACCCCCAAUAGAGAGCUUUCAGAGAUACCUGGUAGAACGUAAAACUGAUCCAGAUUUUGAGGACACAACUUCACCUUUAAAUGUGGCUGUUACUUCUUGUAUAAGAGACAUGUACCAUUUCGCUCGUGUUUCCGGAUCACAUAUGCUUGAAUGUGUCAUGGAUGCUGCUCUCUCUGCCGUGAAGAAGGAGCACCUUCAAGAAGCUAGCAAUGUUCUUCUGCUAUUUCCUCGACUUUGUCCCCUAGUAGCUUGCAUGGGUUGGGAUCUGUUAUCUGGUAAAACAGCAGCACGGAGAAAAUUGAUGCAACUGCUGUGGACAAGUAAAUCACAAGUAUUUCGGCUGGAAGAAUCUUCUCUUUAUGGAAGCCGGUCUGAUGAGAUAUCUGUUGUGGAACAUCUUUGUGAUUUAUUAUGUUACCAGCUUGAUCUUGCCUUGUUUGUUGCUUGUGCCAAUUCUGGUCGAUCAUGGACUUCAAAAUUCUCUUUGCUUAUGUCUGGGAAUGAGCAAAUAGCAUUUGGAAAUGAAGAUGUACAAACAGACCCUUUUGUUGAGAACUUUGUGUUGGAAAGGCUUUCUGUUCAAAGUCCCCUUCGGGUAUUAUUUGAUGUUGUUCCAGGUAUAAAAUAUCAAGAUGCUAUUGAAUUGAUAAGCAUGCAGCCUAUAUCUUCAAAUAUAGCAGCAUGGAGGAGGAUGCAAGAUAUUGAACUUAUGCACAUGCGAUAUGCUCUGGAGUCCGCUGUCCUUGGGCUGGGAGCAAUUGAAGUGAGUCUAACAGAUGAAAAGGAUGGUCAGGGCCUAAUGGCAUUCUGCCAUUUGAAAGACCUCAGGAUCCAUUUGGAUGCCAUUGCAAAUAUUCCUCGCAAGAUCUUUAUGGUGAAUGUUAUAAUUGCACUUCUACAUAUAGAUGGCAUCUCUCUCAAUUUGAUGAAUUGUGCCCCUCAAGGGAGCUUUUCUGAUUCACAUUCUGCACGUGCUUGGGAGAACACUGAUUUGAUGGCAUGUGAAGGGAGAAACAAUAUGGUUAUAUCUUUCACGGGCUUGCUACUUGAUAUCUUACGCCACAAUCUUCCAUUAACAGUAACUGGACAGGAGCAUGCUUUAAAUGAAGGUGCAAAUAUGGAUGGAAGACAGGCCUUGGAGUGGAGGAUUGCCAUGGCUAAACGUUUUAUUGAGGAUUGGGAAUGGCGUUUAUCAGUUCUACAGCAUCUUCUACCAUUAUCUGAACGACAGUGGAGUUGGAAGGAGGCAUUGACUGUGUUACGGGCAGCCCCUUCCAAGCUGCUUAAUCUUUGCAUGCAAAGGGCAAAGUAUGAUAUUGGAGAAGAAGCAGUUCAUCGAUUUUCAUUAUCUGCUGAGGACAGAGCUACCCUUGAAUUAGCUGAAUGGGUGGAUACUGCCUUUAGAAAAGCAUCAGUGGAAGAUGUCGUUUCUCGUGCUGCUGAUGGGACUUCUGCAGUACAAGAUGUGGAUUUUUCCUCUUUGCGUUCCCAGUUAGGUCCUUUGUCUGCGAUUCUUCUCUGCAUUGACGUUGCUGCCACUUCUGCAAAAUCAGCUAAAAUGUCCGAACAACUUUUGGAUCAGGCUCAAGUUAUGUUAUCUGAAAUAUAUCCAGGAGGUUCUCCAAAGGCAGGUUCUACUUACUGGGAUCAGAUUCAUGAAGUCGGAAUUAUUUCUGUUUCACGUCGAAUCCUUAAGUGCUUGCAUGAGUUGCUAGAACAGGAUAACCCUCCUGCUCUUCAGGCCAUUUUGUCUGGUGAAAUCAUUGUUCCAUCUGCUAAGGAGUCUCAACGGCAGGGACAAAGGGAGCGUGCUCUUGCAAUGCUUCAUCAGAUGAUUGAAGAUGCUCAUAUGGGCAAGAGACAGUUCCUAAGUGGGAAGCUUCAUAAUCUAGCAAGAGCUAUUGCUGAUGAAGAAACAGAGAUAAAUUUUAUUAAAGGGGAAGGCUCCUACACGGAUCAAAAAGUUGUAUCAAAUAUUGACAAAGAUGGCAUUCUUGGGCUUGGGCUAAAGGCUAUCAAACAGACAGCAUUAACUUCAGUUGCUGGAGAUACAAGCAUGCAGUCUGUUGUUUAUGAUAUGAGAGAUACUGGGAAGAGAUUGUUUAGUCCAUUAAGCACAAAACCAACAACAUACCUAUCACAGUUUAUUCUCCACAUAGCUGCAAUUGGUGACAUUGUAGAUGGAACAGAUACAACCCAUGAUUUCAACUUUUUCUCACUUGUAUAUGAGUGGCCCAAAGAUCUUUUAACUCGUUUGGUCUUUGAUCGAGGCAGCACCGAUGCAGCUGGGAAGAUAGCUGAAAUUAUGUCUGCUGAUUUUGUCCAUGAAGUGAUAUCAGCCUGUGUACCACCGGUUUAUCCUCCACGGUCUGGUAAUGGAUGGGCCUGCAUUCCAGUCACUCCUACCUGUUCUCGUAGUUGCUCAGAAAAUAAAGUGCUCUCCCCUUCAAAAGAAGCUAAGCCUAAUUGUUACACCCGCUCCUCAGCAACUCCUGGGGUGCCUUUGUACCCACUACAGCUGGAUAUAGUUAAGCAUUUGGUUAAAAUAUCACCAGUAAGAGCUGUCUUAGCUUGUGUUUUUGGGAGCACUAUAUUAUACAGUGGUAGUGACUCUACUAUAUCCAGCUCAUUGAACGAUGAAUUAUUUCAUGCACCUGAUGCUGACAGGUUGUUUUAUGAGUUUGCGCUUGAUCAAUCUGAGAGGUUCCCAACUUUGAAUCGAUGGAUACAAAUGCAAACAAAUCUUCACAGAGUUUCUGAGUUUGCUGUUACAGCUAAACAAAAAGAGGAUGAAGGAAUGGUUGAGCCUGAACCAAGAGCUGCAAUUAAGAGAUUUCGUGAGCAUGACAGUGACUCUGAGUCAGAAGAAGAUAAAAUUGUUGACAGCAGUAACAUUCCAAUAACCUUGACAGACGGUCAAGAUAGUGCAUUUCCUGACCCUUGGCAUGGUUCUGCAACUGAUAUUGCUGAAAGUGACUCUCGGGUAUUCCUUUCUUUUGAUUGGGAAAAUGAAGACCCUUGUGAGAAAGCUGUGGAGAGAUUGAUUGGUGAAGGGAAACUAAUGGAUGCCCUUGCACUUUCUGAUCGGUUUCUACGGAAUGGAGCCUCAGAUCGAUUACUUCAGAUUCUCAUUGAGCGUGGAGAAGAAAUCCAUUCAGUUUCUGGGCCAUCUCAAGGUUAUAGUGGCCACAACAUCUGGAGCAAUAGUUGGCAGUAUUGCCUGCGCUUGAAGGAUAAGCAGUUAGCAGCUAGACUUGCUCUCAAGUAUAUGCAUAGGUGGGAACUUGAUGCUGCUUUAGAUGUACUCACUAUGUGUAGCUGCCACCUGGCUCAAAGUGAUUCAAUUAGGAAUGAGGUUUUGCAAAGGAGGCAGGCUUUGCAGAGAUACAGCCAUAUAUUAAGUGCGGACGAUCACCAUAGCAGCUGGCAAGAGGUUGAAGCUGAGUCUAAGGAAGAUCCUGAAGGCUUGGCUCUUAGAUUGGCUGGGAAAGGAGCUGUUUCUGCUGCUUUGGAAGUGGCUGAAAGUGCAGGAUUAUCAAUAGAUUUGAGGAGAGAACUGAAAGGCCGGCAGCUUGUCAAGCUUCUUACUGCAGACCCUCUUAACGGUGGGGGUCCUGCAGAAGCUUCCCGCUUCUUGUCCUCGUUAUGUGAUUCAGAUGAUGCUUUACUAGUUGCUAUGGGUGCAAUGCAGCUAUUAUCAAACCUACGGUCGAAGCAACUUCUUGUACACUUCUUCCUAAAGAGGAGGGAUGGAAAUCUCUCAGAUAUGGAGGUUUCUCGACUUAACUCUUGGGCCUUAGGUCUUCGUGUCCUAGCUGCCUUACCAUUGCCAUGGCAGCAAAGGUGUUCUGCCCUGCAUGAGCACCCUCAUUUGAUAUUGGAGGUCCUGUUAAUGAGGAAGCAACUGCAAUCUGCUUCACUGAUCCUUAAAGAAUUUCCGUCAUUGAGGGACAACAAUGUAAUUAUAGCAUAUGCUGCUAAAGCUAUUGCUGUCAGUAUUAGCUCGCCAUCCAGAGAACCUCGAAUAUCUGUUUCAGGAACAAGAGUUAAGCAGAAAACAAGACAGGGAGCCCCUGCAAGAUCAUCUUUCUCUAGCAGUUUAAGUAACUUGCAAAAAGAGGCUCGUAGAGCGUUUUCUUGGGCUCCGCGUAAUACUGGGGAGAGGACUGCCCCAAAAGAUGUUUACCGGAAAAGAAAAAGUUCUGGAUUGACAGAAUCUGAAAGAGUAGCUUGGGAGGCAAUGACUGGAAUUCAAGAGGAUCAUGUUUCAUCAUACUCUGCUGAUGGGCAAGAGCGACUUCCUUCUGUUUCUAUUGCUGAGGAAUGGAUGCUAACUGGUGAUGUUGGAAAGGAUGAAGCUGUCCGCGCAUCUCAUAAAUAUGAAAGUGCUCCUGACAUUAUUCUCUUUAAGGCUCUGCUUUCGUUGUGCAGUGAUGAGUUAACGUCUGCCAAAGGCGCUCUUGACUUGAGUAUUAGUCACAUCAAGAAUGUGUUGAGCUCACAGCAAUUACCUGAGAGUGCAUCUAUGGAGACAAUUGGUCGAGCAUAUCAUGCUACAGAGACAUUUGUACAGGGAUUGUUAUAUGCUAAAUCAUUGCUGAGAAAGCUGGUUGGUGGUAGUGAUUUGGGUAGUAACUCCGAAAGAAGCAGGGAUGCUGAUGAUGCAUCCUCUGAUGCUGGUAGUUCUAGUGUGGGUAGUCAGUCCACAGAUGAGUUAUCAGAAGUGUUAUCACAGGCAGAUGUUUGGCUUAGACGUGCUGAGCUGCUUCAGAGCCUCUUGGGAUCAGGAAUUGCAGCUUCUCUCGAUGACAUUGCUGAUAAAGAGGCGUCUGCCCGUCUCCGUGACAGGUUGAUUGUUGAUGAACGAUAUAGUAUGGCAGUAUAUACUUGCAGGAAGUGUAAGAUUGAUGUUUUUCCUGUUUGGAAUGCAUGGGGUCAUGCUUUAAUUCGGAUGGAGCACUAUGCUCAAGCUCGUGUCAAGUUCAAGCAAGCUCUUCCGUUAUAUAAAGGUGAUAAUACUACUAUUAUUCAAGAGAUCAUAAACACAAUCGAAGGAGGUCCACCCGUAGAUGUCUCAUCUGUUCGUUCCAUGUAUGAACAUUUAGCCAGGAGUGCUCCAACAAUCUUGGAUGAUUCUUUAUCUGCUGAUUCAUAUCUAAAUGUUCUCUAUAUGCCAUCCACAUUUCCACGAUCAGAGAGAUCCGGGUACUCUCUGGAAUCUGCAAAUAAUAAUUCUACAUAUGGUUCAGACUUUCAAGAUGGACCUCGCAGCAACUUGGACAGCAUUCGCUACUCUGAAUGUGUAAACUAUUUGCAAGAAUAUGCCCGACAGCAUUUGCUUGGUUUUAUGUUUAAGCAUGGUCACUAUAAUGAUGCGUGCAUGUUGUUCUUUCCUCCUAAUGGCAUCCCCCCACCUCCUCAACCUUCAACAAUGGGGGCAGUUACCUCAUCUUCAUCCCCUCAAAGACCUGAUCCUUUGGCAACUGACUAUGGGACAAUAGAUGAUUUAUGCGACUUGUGUAUUGGUUAUGGUGCAAUGUCUAUUCUACAGGAAGUAAUCUCAGCAAGAAUUUUAUCUGCAAAGCAGCAGGAUCCAGCAGUAAAUCAGAAUACAGCAAUAGCCCUUGUCCGUAUUUGCAUGUACUGUGAAACACACAGGCACUUCAAUUAUCUAUACAAGUUUCAGGUCAUCAAGAAGGACCAUGUUGCUGCUGGACUUUGCUGUAUUCAGCUAUUUGUAAAUUCUUUUUCACAAGAGGAAGCUGGCAGACAUUUGGAAAAUGCCAAGAUGCAUUUUGAUGAAGCAUUGUCAGCUCGAUACAAAGGUGGAGAUUCUACUAAGCUUGUAACCAAGGGCAUUAGAGGAAAAAGUGCAUCUGAGAAGCUCACUGAAGAAGAACUUGUCAAGUUUUCUGCCCGUGUAUCAAUACAGUUGGAAGUUGUGAAAUCCUUCAAUGAUUCAGAGGGACCCCAGUGGAAGCAUUCACUCUUCGGAAAUCCAAAUGAUCCAGAAACUUUAAGGAGGAGGUCUGAAAUUGCUGAGACUCUUGUUGAGAAGAAUUUUGACUUGGCUUUCCAAGUCAUCUAUGAAUUUAAUCUUCCAGCUGUUGACAUAUAUGCUGGUGUUGCUGCAUCACUUGCUGAAAGGAAGAAAGGUAGUCAGUUAACAGAGUUCUUCAGAAACAUAAAGGGAACUAUAGAUGAUGAUGAUUGGGACCAGCCUUUUGCAACUAGUCUUGUUGUAUACUUCUCGACUGUCUUAUCUGCGUUGAAAGUGCUGGCUUGUGUGGUCUGUGGUCGUCUAAAAAGUGCUUUUCAAAUCGCUUCUAGAAGUGGAAGUGUGGCUGACGUCCAAUAUGUAGCUCAUCAAGCUUUGCAUGCAAAUGCACUCCCUGUUCUUGAUAUGUGCAAACAGUGGCUGGCCCAAUACAUGUAACUUGUUGCUGGGGAAAAA